Messenger RNA from Caenorhabditis elegans, 1710 nucleotides. RefSeq names its product Transcriptional regulator (gene C50D2.10). Lineage: Eukaryota; Metazoa; Nematoda; Chromadorea; Rhabditida; Rhabditidae. The record is from RefSeq and is marked reviewed. Bases 726 to 914 code for a protein of 62 amino acids. The transcript is spliced from 5 exons.
UUCUUUUCUUGUGUUUUUCACCGAUUUUUCCCGUGUUUUCUUAUUAAAACUGAUAAAUAAAUAUUUUUUGUUAAUGCUAAAAUAAUUUCCAGAUGAAAAAAUUGUGAAUUCAGCCGGCAAGUAGCGGUGAAAGUGGUCAAUGUAAUAUGAUGGAUUACGGGAAUACAAAACCCAAACUUUUCCCCAAACAUGAUACAUAUGAUGUUUAGAUGCUAAAAGUACCUGAUUUUCAUAAUGAGACCGCUGAAAAAGUUUUGAGAUUUUCAAAAUUCAACUUUUUUGGUAAAAAAGUCGAGAUUUUGGCACAAAAUGUUGAAUUUUGAAAAUCUAAAAACUUUUUUAGCUGUCUCGUUAUGAAAAUCAGGUACUUUCAGCAUCUUAAAAGCAUAUAUAUCAUGUUUCAGAAAAAGUUUGAGUUUUGUAUAGCCGUAAUCCAUCAUAUUACAUUGCCCACUUUCACUGCUACUUGCCGACUCAAUUCACAAUUUUUUCACUUGGAAAUUGUUUUAGCAUCUGCAAAAAAAAUAUAUUUAUUUGUUUUGAUAAGAAGAAACGGAAAAAAUCGGUGAAAAAUGAAAGAAAACACGCAGAAAACAAAGCAAGAUAAAUGGCCGCUGAAAUUUGUCGGGGACUCGACCAUGGCCUAGAAACCUUUUUGCCUCGUCCCUCGUUCGAAAAAAGUUGCAGUGGUUUUAUUCAUUUUGCAGUUAAGGUUAUUUUUUCGAAUGCCAGUUCCAACUCCACUCUCGGAAUUCGUUUCUUCCAAAGUUGCCACGUUUAGCAACAUUCAAAGAUUCUUGAAUCUCGACGGAAAUGAGCAUCUUGCCGUCGCCGCUCUUCAAGACAGUCGGGUAAUGGGAAUUCCAGAAGCGACCGGCCCUGAAGCACCAGCUGGAGCGAUGACUGUUCAGUAAUAUAUCGUUCAAAACUCUACGACCGAUCCUGAUUCGAAGUUCGGCUGCCCGCAAUGCCACAAAAUGAUCAAAUGGUGCCAGAUGGAUCAUCACAUUUUCAAUGCACACGUCGUGAAGAAACCCUUUCGCUGCACAAUCUGAAGUUCGGAUUAUUGUGACAAGGAUGGAGCUGUUGCUCAUGCUGUGAAUUGUCACGACUUGUCAAGAGAAGAAGCAAAAACCAAGUCCAGAAAGAGAACUGAGUCGGAAACCAAAAAAAAGAUGGAGAGAAUGAUGAACGAUGCUAAGGAAGGUUUCUCGUACUGAUGGAUCUCACAUGUGCUCUCUAUUUUUUUGUUUCUCUUAAAAUUUGACGUUUUUUCUCCCUUUUGAGCCCCCUUUCAAUAUCGAUUUUUAAUCUGGUCACUUUUUUCUGGUUUUUUUUUUGCUAGAUUUAGACCUUCACCCUCCUCUCGACAAACGUGUAGAAUUGCUAAUUUGACCCCCUCCCAGUAAUUCACAAUUUCCUGUGGAGCCAUCCGAUCUCACAUGUGCUCUCUAUUUUUUUUGUUUCUUCUAAAAGAUGUACAAUCACUUUAUGAAAGGAAAUCCAACAAAUUCUACGGAGACGACACCAUUCUCACAGGAAAAUGUUUUCACUUGGAACAUCUGGAUAGUUGCAUCAACUUCGAAAUUUUCUUCGAGAAACAGUUUUUGGUGGAAUUUUUUAAAGAGAAAAGCGGAUUUAUCAAGUUUUUUCGUGAUCUCGUUCUCUGAUUUUUUUUAAAACAAUUUUUUUGAAUAAAUUAAAUUUUUU